AGCCGGAGAAAGACGGAAAAGACCGAAUGCAAUUGCAUUGUGGGAAAAAGGAGCUAGUCGCCAUCUUGCUUUAGCGCCGCAAGUUAUCAGGGUAGAAUAAUAACCACGUUUGAAUGAAUAUUUUUGAGACAUACGUGUGUUUUAACAAUUCAAUUUGAGCAUAUAUUGCAGGUAGUGGGGUGUACGAGUGUGUAGGUGGAACACCGUGUUGUUUAUUUUGAAUAUUUCCGACUUUUAGAAGUAGUUAACUGGGAUUUUUUUUUAGACUUGAGGUGAUCAUGGGUCGAUCUAGAAGUCGCAGUUCGUCCCGUUCCAAACACUCCAAAAGCAGCAAGCACAGCAAAAAACGGAGCCGGUCGCGUUCACGGGACAAAGAGAGGACCAAGAAACGAUCCAAGUCCCGUGAAGCGAAGAGGAACCGGCGCAGAGAAUCACGUUCUCGUUCCCGGUCAGCUACAGCAUCGACCCGUAGGGAAAGGGAGAGAGCGGUCACACCGCCGGAGAGAAUUGACAUAUUCGGCAGGACACUGAGCAAGAGAAGCGCCUUGGACGAAAAACAGAGAAAAGAGGAAGAGGAGAAGAAAGUCGAAAUGGAAAGACAGAGGAAGAUCAACCCUCCCCUCUUUCUCUCGCCACCCUUGCCGUGCAGCCGGCAGGUGGAGGUAGAGGAGAAGCUGAUCGAGGAGGAGACGGCGCGUCGCGUGGAGGAGCUGGUGGCCAAGCGGGUGGAGGAGGAGCUGGAGAAACGUAGAGAGGAGAUCGAGCGGGAGGUGCUGCGACGCGUGGAGGAGGCCAAGCGCAUCAUGGAGCACCAGUUGUUGGAGGAGCUGGAGAAACAGAGGCAGACGGAGCUACAGGCCCAGAAGGCCAGAGAGGAGGAAGAACGAUCCAAACGGGACGAGCUGGAGAAAAUCCUGGAGGAGAAUAACCGCAAGAUCGCUGACGCUCAGGCCAAGCUGGCUGAGGAGCAGUUGCGUAUCGUAGAGGAGCAGAGAAAGAUUCACGAGGAGAGGAUGAAGCUGGACCAGGAUCGCCAGCGGCAACAGAAGGAGGAACAGAAAAUGAUCCUGGGCAAAGGAAAGUCCCGGCCCAAGCUCUCCUUCUCCCUCAAAGCCACCGAAUGAGUCUCUCAUCCCUCCUCUCUUCCUUCUCCUGCCCUUCUCAUCCCACCCAGCACUCUGCUCCUCCUCCUCUCUGGAACGCUAGCUGUGUGGAAGGCUGAAUGAAGGGUAGCCCACGGCACCGUCCUGCUCUACAGACCUUUCCCAACCAAGCCUUGGAGGGAGGCCCACCCACCUUCAAACACCUGUCUCGCCCUUUGACCCCUUUGACCCCCCCCCCCACACCCAGUGACUAUUGUUUGUGCUUUUUUAUUUUAAUUUUUAAGGAUUUGAUCUGUCACUACUUGGUCUUCUUACUGAGGCCCAUGAGCGGUUGAGUGACCUUUGUUUCUACAGGGUGUUCUGUUGAAGCUUAUCAAAAAUGUGGGGUUUAGGAGUUGGCCUAGGUUUUCCUGUUCCGUAUGUGUCUAACGUAGAAAGACGAUUUCCCCAAGCAGGGCUAACGUAAAGUGAUGCUGCAGGCAGGGCUAACCUAAAGUGAUGCUGCAGGCAGGGCUAACCUAAAGUGAUGCUGCAGGCAGGGCUAACCUAAAGUGAUGCUGCAGGCUGGGCUAACCUAAAGUGAUGCUGCAGGCUGGGCUAACCUAAAGUGAUGCUGUAGGCUGGGCUAACCUAAAGUGAUGCUGUAGGCUGGGCUAACCUAAAGUGAUGCUGUAGGCUGGGCUAACCUAAAGUGAUGCUGUAGGCUGGGCUAACCUAAAGUGAUGCUGCAGGCUAGGCUAACCUAAAGUGAUGCUGUAGGCAGGGCUAACCUAAAGUGAUGCUGUAGGCUGGGCUAACCUAAAGUGAUGCUGCAGGCAGGGCUAACCUAAAGUGAUGCUGUAGGCUGGGCUAACCUAAAGUGAUGCUGUAGGCUGGGCUAACCUAAAGUGAUGCUGUAGGCUGGGCUAACCUAAAGUGAUGCUGUAGGCUGGGCUAACCUAAAGUGAUGCUGCAGGCUAGGCUAACCUAAAGUGAUGCUGUAGGCAGGGCUAACCUAAAGUGAUGCUGUAGGCAGGGCUAACCUAAAGUGAUGCUGCAGGCAGGGCUAACCUAAAGUGAUGCUGCAGGCUAGGCUAACCUAAAGUGAUGCUGUAGGCAGGGCUAACCUAAAGUGAUGCUGCAGGCAGGGCUAACCUAAAGUGAUGCUGCAGGCUAGGCUAACCUAAAGUGAUGCUGUAGGCAGGGCUAACCUAAAGUGAUGCUGCAGGCUAGGCUAACCUAAAGUGAUGCUGUAGGCAGGGCUAACCUAAAGUGAUGCUGCAGGCAGGGCUAACCUAAAGUGAUGCUGUAGGCAGGGCUAACCUAAAGUGAUGCUGCAGGCUAGGCUAACCUAAAGUGAUGCUGCAGGCUGGGCUAACCUAAAGUGAUGCUGUAGGCUGGGCUAACCUAAAGUGAUGCUGUAGGCUGGGCUAACCUAAAGUGAUGCUGCAGGCUAGGCUAACCUAAAGUGAUGCUGUAGGCUGGGCUAACCUAAAGUGAUGCUGUAGGCUGGGCUAACCUAAAGUGAUGCUGCAGGCUAGGCUAACCUAAAGUGAUGCUGUAGGCUGGGCUAACCUAAAGUGAUGCUGUAGGCAGGGCUAACCUAAAGUGAUGCUGCAGGCUAGGCUAAGCUAAAGUGAUGCUGUAGGCAGGGCUAACCUAAAGUGAUGCUGUAGGCUGGGCUAACCUAAAGUGAUGCUGUAGGCUGGGCUAACCUAAAGUGAUGCUGCAGGCUAGGCUAACCUAAAGUGAUGCUGUAGGCUGGGCUAACCUAAAGUGAUGCUGUAGGCUGGGCUAACCUAAAGUGAUGCUGCAGGCUAGGCUAACCUAAAGUGAUGCUGUAGGCUGGGCUAACCUAAAGUGAUGCUGUAGGCAGGGCUAACCUAAAGUGAUGCUGUAGGCAGGGCUAACCUAAAGUGAUGCUGUAGGCAGGGCUAACCUAAAGUGAUGCUGUAGGCUGGGCUAACCUAAAGUGAUGCUGUAGGCUAGGGCUAACCUAAAGUGAUGCUGUAGGCUAGGCUAACCUAAAGUGAUGCUGUAGGCAGGGCUAACCUAAAGUGAUGCUGUAGGCAGGGCUAACCUAAAGUGAUGCUGUAGGCUGGGCUAACCUAAAGUGAUGCUGUAGGCUGGGCUAACCUAAAGUGAUGCUGUAGGCUGGGCUAACCUAAAGUGAUGCUGUAGGCAGGGCUAACCUAAAGUGAUGCUGCAGGCUAGGCUAACCUAAAGUGAUGCUGUAGGCAGGGCUAACCUAUACUCAGUAAAGCACAGUGACCUCCACCCGACAGGUUAAUCUUCAACCUCCCCUACACCUCACAUCAGAUGUUUUUACACUCAAUGUUUCUCCUAGAUUUAGAUUAGCAUCAAAUACAAAAACCAAAACAGGUGGACGAAGAGACCCUACUGCUGCACGGGGGGGACCCAGGCCAAUUCCCAAUCUGGGGGAACGAGAGACAUUUCAUGUAUGAUGUAAUAUUUAGAGUCUCUGUCAUGUGGUGUCCUACUCUUGUGAGAUAAUAUAUGAAAUGAAUCCUGAACUGUUACCGUUUUCAAUCUGAGUGAAUUGUGCUCUGAAAGUAGACCGUUUCAGACUUCCUGCUCCUUAGCUUGUGUAGUAUAUUAACCCCCCUGUUAGGGUCCCCGUCAACUCCCCGUCCAAGUCCAGGUAAGAUUGACUAGGUACAUGGUUUAGGUCUGACAGAGUGAGAGUGAGUGAGUGUGUGUGUGUGACAGUAUGUAUGGCUGACCUCUGGUAAAGGGGCUUCUUGAGUAAGUGAAAUUUGUCUUGUGGUAAUUUCCCCCAACUUGUUAAUGGGGGCUGAACAAUUUACCAAUAAAUCCAUUGAAUGCA
Oncorhynchus tshawytscha (Chinook salmon) is the source of this 3930-nucleotide messenger RNA. RefSeq names its product arginine and glutamate-rich protein 1-B-like. NCBI's taxonomy places the organism in Eukaryota, Metazoa, Chordata, Actinopteri, Salmoniformes, Salmonidae. The coding region runs from base 279 to 1124 and encodes 281 amino acids. Gene Ontology annotation, cellular component: mitochondrion; nucleoplasm. Gene Ontology annotation, molecular function: cadherin binding. The transcript is spliced from 4 exons. The record is from RefSeq and is a predicted model, not a curated record.